ACCAUUUCCUUUUUAUUUUAUUUUUUUAAAUUAAAAAAAAUUUUUUUUGUCGUUUGUCUUUUUAGGGCCACACCCAUGGCAUACGGAGGUUCCCAGGCUAGGGGUCUAAUCGAUGCAGUAGCUGCUGGACUACACCACAGCCACAGCCAUGCUAGAUCUGAGCCGCAUCUGCGACCUACACCACAGCUCACGCCAAUGUCAGAUCCUUAACCCACUGAGCAAGGCCAGGCUAGGGAUUGAACCUGCAACCUCAUGGUUCCUAGUCGGAUUCGUUUCCACCGUGCCACGACAGGAACUCCCUCAUUCCCUUUUCAGAUUCUUUUCCCAUACAGUUUAUUACAGGGUUGCGUAGGAUACAAAGGAUUCUUUUCCAUUCUUCUUUCUUUCCUUCCUUCUUCCCUCUCCCUUCUUUCCUUCCUUUCUUCCUAUUUAGGUUUCAGUGAAUGAACUCCCACGACAGGACGCACGACAUGGAAUUUUUGUAUACUUUGUUCUUUGCUGUUUCGCUGAUAUCUAGCACUCAAUGGAUAUUUGUAGAAUGAAUAUGUUGAGUCAAAGGAUGCAUUAAUGAACAAACAUUAGUUUAGUUGCUACUGUCUUUCUCUUUGAUUUUGAAAAAUUUCACAAGACACACUUAAAUGCAGAGAGAUCACAUCAGUGUUGGGCUCUCUUUCUCUCUACGUGUUUCCUGACUGAUGUACACGUGCAGGAGGGAGGCCCCAGCUUGAAGAAUGCACAGCCUGACUCACAGAGGAUGGCUCUUUGGCCAGGUCGCUCAACCUGAUUAUUCCCCACUGAGGAGACACAGGGCUGAGCAAGCUUCCCAGUCUCUGAAAGGAGCCCUGCAGACUAGAGGAAAUCAGGAAGGCUUGGUGGGGGCUUCUGCAGCGUGUCAGAAGGGCUGCUAAUCAUGGUGCCACUCUCUGUACGAGGUCAGGGGAAGCCUGGAGGAGAAGUUGAUGCCCGGAAACUAUUUAAUAUGUAAAACUGUUGAAUGAAAGCUUACAUCAGUAUCAAGAGAUUGACGUUAUAAUCUUUCCAAGAGCCUCUGGCUGUGCUGUUGUUUCUCUAGUGGUUUCUCUGAGUAUCCUGACAUUAACUAACAUUCCUGACAUUAACUAACCUGGAUUCUGAUCUGGCAGCUUCUGAUUGGUGCCCUCUGCCUAUAUAAUGUCAGGGUGUGGAAUUCUGGACUCAGAGUCUGACCCUCCUCUGGGCUCUGAGGCUUUCCCAUCUGUGCUGCCUGCUCUUCAAUUUAGCAUCAUGAAGCUCGUGGUGGUCCUGGCACUGGUGGCAGCUUCCAGCUUCCUGGUCUCUGGCCAGCGUACACCAGCUGCUCCACUGGGCCCCUCCACUGCUGCUCCCACCAGGACUGCUGCCACCACAUCUAGAGCUGCUGCCACUUCAACUGCUUCCACCACAUCUAGAGCUGUUGCCGCUACAACUGCUCCCACCACCACUGCAGCUCAUCCCACCACGACCACUGCCCACAAGACCACAGCUGCCCAUACCAUUGCUCCAUUGUGUUCAUACCCAAUUCUUCACUUACUAUUUUGCUGAGAGCUGUCACUGCGAUGGAAUCAGCCAAGGCCUUCUGCAAUUAACCCUGUUGGAAUGGGCCAGAAUGUCCCUUAAUCUGCUGAUCUGCAAUUACUUUCUGGCCUUACCAUCUAAAUCUUAAUUCUGAUCACUUCAUUGGCUUUCAAAUAAAAAGUAAUUAAUGAGCAAUA
Molecule: messenger RNA, 1730 nt
Organism: Sus scrofa (pig)
Lineage: Eukaryota; Metazoa; Chordata; Mammalia; Artiodactyla; Suidae
Gene: MUCL1
Product: mucin like 1
Source: RefSeq, a predicted model, not a curated record